Molecule: messenger RNA, 594 nt
Organism: Limulus polyphemus (Atlantic horseshoe crab)
Lineage: Eukaryota; Metazoa; Arthropoda; Merostomata; Xiphosura; Limulidae
Product: tachykinin-like peptides receptor 86C
Exons: 1
Coding region: 1-594 (197 amino acids)
Biological process (GO): G protein-coupled receptor signaling pathway
Cellular component (GO): plasma membrane
Molecular function (GO): tachykinin receptor activity
Source: RefSeq, a predicted model, not a curated record
AUGAGAUUUAACGCAACAGAAUUGUUGAAUAUUUUAGAUAACCUUUAUGGAAAUGUUGGCUUCAAGACUGACUUUGAAGAUAAAGCAGACACAGUCUUCCAAUACAACUUUACACGCGAUCAGAUAAUGAUUCUUAAAAAUAUCUUUGAUUGUAUGGAAUCAUGGAAUAUAGAAGUGAAUGAAACAGGUGAAAAUAUAACAAUAUCGGACAGAAUUGAACUUCUCAGUUUGUGUUUAGAAAAAUCCUCUUCCAGUGAGCCCACGACCCGACCUUUCGUUCUUUUUUGGUGGCAGCAGAUGCUUUGGGGGAUUUUGUUUGGUUUAAUGAUUGUCAUUGCCUUGAUUGGGAAUGCUAUAGCUGUAUGGGUAGUUCUGGCUCAUAGGGGAAUGAGAACAGUCACAAAUUAUUUUAUAUUGAAUCUGUCGUCAGCUGAUUUUACAAUGACUUUGUUCAAUACCACGUUCAACUUUGUGUUUAUGUUGGACAGUCACUGGCCUUUUGGUCACACGUACUGCCUCAUGAACAACUUCGUGGCAAACCUCACAGUGUCGUCAUCUGUCCUCACCAUAAUGGCAAUGAGUUUAGAAAGGUAA